AUGAAUAACAUUCAGAUGAUUCAGCUAGUUGAAGAAAAUGAGACUUCUUCUUAAAGCAAAAAUAAUAAAUAGAGUUAAAUUUCAUAAGAUGAAAUCGUAUUCAAAUUGAUUGAAUUUUAACAAUAACAGCCUCCAAUUCAGAAAAAGAGAAUUAAAAAAAUGACUGUGUAAAAAAUAUUUGAAAAGAAUGAUAGAUAAGCUAGAUUAAAAACUCAUAAGAGGGAAGUUGAUAUAAAGAAUGUAAACGCUCUUCAAAAACUUAAGAUAACAAAGCAAUCUAAAAAAAUAUCAAAACAUACAGUUAUCACUAUUAUUAGUACAAUAUUUUAAGCUUUAAUGGCUUUUCUUGCAAGCAUUCUCUAUAUCAUAAAUACCUACUAUGUAUAACAUUAAGAAAUGGAGCCUACUUUUAUUCUUUGGGAAACAUUGUUUGGUAUUGUUUUUCUUAUAGAUUAUCUUUGGAAUUUUUAUCGCUCCUAAGAUAAAGUUAAGUUCUUUUUCAAAAUAAGAAAUCUGAUAGAUUUAAUAACAAUAAUUCCAACUUUACUUAAUCAAAUACCACCACUUACAAGUGAAUUCACUGUCUUUUUAGCAGGUUUUGUAGGAAUUGUUAGAGUAACUCGAAUUUUCAGAGUUUUUAGGAUUUACAAGCUAUACAAAGAAAGUUAAGAGCAGAACUACAGCUUAAGAGAAUAUUGGGAGGUCAAAAGGAAGCAAUUGGUUAUUAUUUCUUAACUCUUCGUUUCUUUACUAGUUGCAGCAGGACUUAUCUAAGUUUUUCAUGAGUUAGAAUUUGGAUUCUAGAUAGGACAUGAUAAAUAACUCUCAUUCGAUUAAGCUUUGUAUUACAUAACAGUAACUUGUGCAACAGUAGGUUAUGGAGAUUUAACUCCAGCAAAUGAACUUUCUUAAGUUAUAGUUCUCAUAUUUAUUGUUUUCAUUAUAUAUACUAUUACCAAAACAACUACAGACUUUAAUGAACUAUCAAAUAUUACUUCUAAAUAUAAACUUCCAUAUGAAGGACACCAAAAGAAGCAUGUCUUUUUAAUUGGAAACGUAAAUCCAGAAAAUUUUAUCACUUUUGCUAAAGAAUUUUAUCAUCCUGACAUAUGUUAAGACUAAGAUGUGCCUUUAUUAAUUAUGCUUCCAUAAGAACCUAAUAAUGACUGGAGAAGUAUUUUUAAAAGCUCAUAAUUUGUAGGUAAGGUGUAUUACCUUGUGGGAAAUCCUCUCAAAAAAAGCGAUUUGCUUUUAGCAAAAUUAACAAGUAAUAAAAUUAUGAUAUUUGUUGAUUAGUUUUCAAUAGAAAAUACAAAAGAAGACUCGUUUGCUUUACUAGCUACUCAAGUCAUCAGUGAUUUAUAUCCACGUUGCUAAAUAUUCACUCAAGUAAACAGUAAAGAAAAUCUAUUUUGGAAUUUCUGGCAUGGUUAAAAAUCACUCACAUCAUCUAAUUUGCUUACAAUGGGAACAAUUACUUAGAAUGUAUUUAUUCCUGGUUUUUCUACAAUGAUCAGCAACUUAUCUAUGAGCUUAAGCGAAUCGAACUAAUUAGUAGAGGACUAUUCUCCUUGGAAAUUAGAAUUUAUUGAGGGAAUGAGUAAUGAAAUUUACAUUUUCGAUUUCAAAGAAGACAAAAAUAAUUGCUAUGUCGGAAAAUCAUUUUAAUAAGCUUGCUUGGAGAUAUAUAAUAAAACUGGAAUUCUUAUGAUUGGUUUAAAGAUAAAAAAUAGAUCACUCAGCCAAGAAUGUGAUCAUUAUGAUAUUGUCAUUAAUCCUAUUGACUAUAAUAUUGGACAUGAAGAUUUUGCUAUCAUUCUUGCUAAAAAUUACAUCCAUUGCCAAUAGAUUAUUUAAACUGCUUCAAAUGAAUUAGGGGAACUUAGAGAAUAAGAAUCUUAUGUCCCUAAUUAUCACUAGAUAAGUGGUUAAAUUGAGUCAAUCUAAUUCUAAGAAUUUAGCGAAGGAAAUUUAGAAUAAACUUUCUUCAGGAUGUCAAAAUUUGAUAUGAGAAAAUAAAUAAUUAAUCACAUUUUAAUCAUUGGUGAAAUAACAUUUGCUGAGCAGCUCGUUGAAGAAUUAAGAACAAAAACAAAUUUAACAAUAUGCUAUGUGUCCAAGAAUCCUCCAGAUGAGUAAUGGGAAGUAAUCAAGAGGAAGUAUACUAAGUUGUAUUAUUUUGAAUGUUAAUUUUUCAACAUUGAUGAACUUGAAAGAACUGCUAUAAGAAAUUCAUUCCAUACCAUAAUUAUGUGUGGAAGUGAAGGAAGUGAGUUAUCAGAUAGUAAAAUCCUUCCUUUGGCAAAUAUAAUAUCAGAGAACUUUUAAGAAAUCAACUACACAUUGUGCUUAAGAAAAGAAAGAAAUGUGAAAUAUAUUAUUAAUAGAGUAAUUGACGAAGGUAUUUAGUUAAAAAGGUAUUAAAAUUAUUAAACAGCAAAUGGUAGCUAUACAAAUCCAUUAUUUGCUUCAUCUAAAAUAUUUUAUAACUCUCAAAUCUAUUACUAAAUGGCAAGAAGCUUACACUUUAACGAUUUUGGUAAUGUAUUGGAAAAGUUGAUAUCACCUCAUUUAUAUCCUAACCUUUCCAAAAUUAGUGAAAAUAAUUAAUUCUCGUAUGUAUAAAUUCCUUAUACACUAAGCAAUCUCUACACUUAUCAAUAAGUGUUCGACUUCUUUAUUAGAAAGAAAAUAAUCCCUAUUGCUCUCUAUAGAAAAGCAUUUUCACUUGAUAAUGAAGAAGAUUUUAUCUAUACUAAUCCAAACCCAUAAGCUCCUAUUUUGAAAGGGGAUUUGCUAAUUGUUAUUGGUAAUUCGAAUUUUAAUAAAGAAACAGCUCAGAUUAAAACUAGUGAUAAUGUCAUAAAAUUAUAAAGUUAAGAAAGCCUGAGCUUAUAAGAAAAAGAAAAGAAUAAAAAAUUAAAUAGAAAAUUAAUUGAGUAAAUGAAAUUAGGGUUAAUAGGUUUAAUGCCAGAACUGAACAUUUUCAGUGAAGAAAGAGAUUCAAGUGAAUAAAAAGGAUUGUCCAGAAUACAAAACAUCUCAAAAAAUAUAAUAGAAAUGAACCAAAAAUUUAAUUUAAAGAAUCAAUCAUCUAUCUAAUAUCUUUGCGAGUAAUUUUAAAUUUAGCCUGAGCAAAUAUAAUAACUAAAUGAAUUGAAUCACUAAUUAUAAAAUUUAAUAAAUGAUAACUAAUAAUUGAGAUUAAAUUUAUCCAAAAAAAUUGCUGAUAAAGCCAUAGCUUCUCGUUAAAUUUCAAUAAGCAUUAACUACCAAAGCUAAGAUAAUAAAAAGUAAAUGCUUUGA
This is a messenger RNA of Tetrahymena thermophila SB210, 3306 nucleotides long. Its product is annotated as cation channel family protein. Gene Ontology annotation, molecular function: monoatomic ion channel activity. The record is from RefSeq and is a predicted model, not a curated record. Gene Ontology annotation, cellular component: membrane. The transcript has 17 exons. Gene Ontology annotation, biological process: potassium ion transport; transmembrane transport. NCBI's taxonomy places the organism in Eukaryota, Ciliophora, Oligohymenophorea, Hymenostomatida, Tetrahymenidae.